AUGGAUGAAGUUCAGCGAGCAUGUCAACGUACGGGGCACUAUGUCGCAGGCAAAGCAGUUCGUAUUCGAGAAGCAGUGCUGUCAAGACGGCCAGAAGAAGCUCCAUCCCAGUUGCAAAGGCCAAUAAGCUGGGCUGCCGCUGCCAAGACAAAUCUGGAAAGUGAAAACACGACCCAUUUGGGACAUCGUAAUUUAUACGUGCUGAACCUCCCACUGGACGUGAAGGAGGAUGAGCUGGAGUCUUUGUUCAGCAGAUUCGGCCGUGUCGUGCACUGUGUGAUUCUUGCAAUGCUUGACACACAAGCACGCCGACGCGGUUUCAUCGACAUGGACUCUGCUGCUAGUGCACAUGCUGCGAUGCAGGCGCUUCAAGGUUUUGUAUGGCAUGGAUAUCCUAUGGAAGUUUCUUACGCACUCGUUCAGCGAGAGGGCACACCCGAUUCUUCUGAUGAGAACGAGCAGAAUGGCAUGCAGAGCACAUCUCCAGCGGUCAUUGAGCUCAAGGGACUUCUUCCUGCGGCAACAAUUGAUCAAGAUGAUGUGCGCCAGCUUGUUGAACCACAUGGAUGCGUCUUACAUGUGGAUUUCCCGGCUAGCUUGAAGGAUGUCGCGACCUAUUCUGUGCGUGUUACGAUGUCUUCCAGUCGUGACGCGCACAAUGCAAGUAAAGCUUUGAAUGGAGCGGAUAUCAAUGCACAACAUCUUGAGGCCUCGCAUCUACCAAGCACUCCAUUUUUGGCAUGUAGUAGAUUUGAUGAUGUUGUAAAAAGUGAGCAAGUAAGAAAGGGAAGGGCUUAA
This is a messenger RNA of Malassezia globosa CBS 7966, 798 nucleotides long. RefSeq lists its product as uncharacterized. NCBI's taxonomy places the organism in Eukaryota, Fungi, Basidiomycota, Malasseziomycetes, Malasseziales, Malasseziaceae. The transcript is spliced from 2 exons. Gene Ontology annotation, molecular function: mRNA binding. The coding region runs from base 1 to 798 and encodes 265 amino acids. The record is from RefSeq and is a predicted model, not a curated record. Gene Ontology annotation, cellular component: nucleus.